This is a messenger RNA of Mangifera indica (mango), 2220 nucleotides long. Its product is annotated as cyclic nucleotide-gated ion channel 4-like. Bases 66 to 2126 code for a protein of 686 amino acids. The record is from RefSeq and is a predicted model, not a curated record. NCBI's taxonomy places the organism in Eukaryota, Viridiplantae, Streptophyta, Magnoliopsida, Sapindales, Anacardiaceae. The transcript has 7 exons.
UUUUCAAUCCAUACCUCUCAGUUUUGUUCUCUCUACAGGCAACACUCUCUUUCUCUUAGCCAGCCAUGGCGACUGAACAAGAACUGUCUUCACGUGCAACCCAUAUGCAAUACUUCACGGACGACGAUUCUGAUGACGAAAUGGUUAACCAAGAAGACGAAGAUGAAGAAGAAGAAGGAGACGAUUCAUCACAUAAUGAGAAUUCUUGCAAGAGUAUGUUCUCCGUGUGCGGCCGUGGAGCUCGAGGAACCCGACGAGGUUGGUCUCUGGGUCAAGUUUUGGACCCGAGAGCCAAAUGGGUUCAAGAAUGGAAUAGGGUUUUUCUCCUCGUUUGUGCCACGGGACUUUUCGUCGACCCUCUCUUCUUCUACGCUCUCUCAAUAAGUGACACAUGUAUGUGCCUCUUCCUCGACGGGUGGUUCGCCAUCACCGUCACGGCUCUCCGCUGCAUGACCGACGUCUUACACUUAUGGAACAUGUGGUUGCAGCUCAAGAUGGCCAAGCGAACCUACGGUGUUGGUGCUGCUGCCACCACCUCCUCCACGACAAUACAGCGGCAGAAUUCACGCUCGGUGGCUCUCCGUUACUUGAAAGCUAAAAAAGGCUUCAUCUUUGAUCUAUUCGUUAUUCUCCCUCUCCCUCAGGUUGCGCUGUGGGUGGCGAUCCCGGCGUUGCUGGAGAAAGGAUCGAUAACUACGGUGAUGACAGUGUUCUUGAUAAUGUUUCUGUUUCAAUAUCUUCCCAAGAUUUACCACUCGGUGUGCCUCCUGCGCCGCAUGCAGAAUCUUUCUGGCUACAUUUUCGGCACAAUCUGGUGGGGGAUUGUGCUCAACAUGAUAGCUUAUUUUGUAGCAUCACACGCAGCAGGAGCAUGUUGGUAUUUGCUAGGACUUCAGAGAUCUGCAAAAUGCUUGACAGAUCAAUGUAGAAUAACAAAUGGCUGUGACCUGAGAUUACUGAGAUGCAAGAAUUCUAUCUACUAUGGCACAACUUCAAACAUGGUGAGAGAUAAAGCAAGACUGACCUGGGCAGAGAACGGAAAAGCAAGAUUUAAAUGCAUAGACAGCCCUAAUAACUAUGACUAUGGAGCUUAUAAAUGGACUGUUCAACUUGUCACCAAUGAUAGCCGCCUGGAGAAAAUAUUGUUUCCCAUUUUUUGGGGCCUCAUGACUCUUAGCACUUUCGGCAACCUGGAGAGCACCACAGAAUGGUUGGAAGUUGUUUUCAACAUUAUUGUUCUUACCAGUGGACUUCUUCUAGUGACCAUGUUGAUCGGAAAUAUCAAGGUGUUCUUGCAUGCAACAACAUCAAAGAAACAAGCGAUGCACUUGAAGAUGAGGAAUAUAGAAUGGUGGAUGAGGAAGAGGCACUUGCCGCAGGGGUUCCGGCAGCGAGUCCGCAACUAUGAACGGCAACGCUGGGCCGCCAUGCGCGGCGUUGAUGAAUGUGAGAUGAUCAGCAAUCUCCCUGUGGGCCUUAGAAGAGACAUUAAGUACCACCUCUGCUUGGACUUAGUCAAACAGGUACCAUUGUUCCAACAUAUGGAUGAUCUAGUCCUAGAGAAUAUUUGUGAUCGAGUGAAGUCCCUCAUAUUCACAAAAGGAGAAAUCAUAACAAGAGAGGGUGACCCAGUUCAGAGAAUGUUAUUUGUGUUGAGGGGGCAUCUUCAGAGUAGCCAAAAUUUGCAUAAUAAUAUCAAGAGUUGCUGCAUGUUAGGCCCUGGAAACUUCAGUGGCGAUGAGCUUUUGUCAUGGUGCCUGAAAAGGCCUUUCAUUGAACGGCUUCCGCCAUCGUCAUCGACUCUGGUGACCCUGGAAACGACAGAGGCAUUCGGCCUGGAAGCUGAGGAUGUAAAAUAUGUAACGCAGCAUUUCAGGUACACAUUUGUCAAUGAAAGAGUGAAGAGAAGUGCGAGAUAUUACUCUCCAGGAUGGAGGACCUGGGCCGCGGUGGCAAUUCAGCUGGCUUGGAGGCGGUACAAGCACCGUUUAACGCUCACUUCAUUGUCGUUUAUACGGCCUCGGAGACCUGUGUCUAGGUGCUCAUCUUUGGGGGAGGAUAGACUCAGGCUUUAUACAGCUUUGUUGACUUCACCAAAGCCAAAUCAAGAUGAUUUUGACUUCUAAAACUUAAGGGAAAUCAUGUAUGGACUUGGGAAGUAAUUUAGUUCUCUUUCUUAUCCAUUAGGCAAUAAAUUUCUCCUCCAUCAAUGAUCCAAAA